Messenger RNA from Solea solea (common sole), 3498 nucleotides. RefSeq names its product phospholipid phosphatase 3 (gene plpp3). The record is from RefSeq and is a predicted model, not a curated record. Gene Ontology annotation, molecular function: phosphatidate phosphatase activity. NCBI's taxonomy places the organism in Eukaryota, Metazoa, Chordata, Actinopteri, Pleuronectiformes, Soleidae. Gene Ontology annotation, biological process: phospholipid metabolic process; phospholipid dephosphorylation; canonical Wnt signaling pathway. The transcript has 7 exons. Bases 376 to 1317 code for a protein of 313 amino acids.
CAGGGGGAACUCGAAGAGAGAGGGGGAGGAGGAGGAGGAGGAGGAGAAGAAGGAUUGAUAAAACGAGAGCGGUUGUCCCUGUGUAAUACUUACGCACUGCAAGUCUCUGAGGCGAGAGCGAUAAAGGGGAGCGGGCUUUCCAUUCAUGUUCAGCGCAGGCAACUUUUCUGUUUGAAUGUGUGGCGCGGGUCCGUUCACCACAUAACAGACACUUUAUAGUUCUUUGACAUUGAAAUACAACAAGACACCAACACAUCUGCAGCUUUACGAGACCUCAGAGUUGGGACAUUUCUUACAAGGACUUUUCAAGAGUAUUUCUUUUUUUUCCACCAGCCGCGUGGUGUGGGAUUUUGAGCUGAAACGGGACUUUGUCAAAUGCAAAAGUACGUGUAUGAGAAAGCUAUGGCCCAAGAGACAAGGAACGGAGGAACCUCUACGUUAAAUAACAACAAUGGUGUUGACAACAGCAAGAAGAAGCUGCUAAUAGCGCUCGACAUCUUCUGCCUUCUACUUGCUAGCCUGCCUUUCCUGAUCAUUGAGACUAGCACCAUAAAGUCGUACCAACGCGGGUUUUACUGUUCGGACGAGUCCAUCCGCUUCCCCCGAAAAGAGGGAGACACCAUAAGUGACGCUGUGCUUUGUGGUGUUGGCAUUCUUAUUGCCAUCGUCUCCAUUGUGAUUGGAGAAUGCUUCAGGAUUCACCAGCUACAUGAAGGAACCAAGUCUUUCAUUGGGAAUCCAUAUGUUGCAGCUCUCUAUAAACAGAUGGGAGUGUUUCUCUUCGGUUGUGCCGUCAGCCAGUCGUUCACAGACAUCGCUAAGGUGUCAGUGGGUCGCAUGAGACCCCACUUCAUAGACGUGUGUAGACCAGAUUUCUCCACCAUCAACUGCUCCCUGGGGUACAUCACUAACUACACCUGCACUGGUGAUGAGAGCGACGUUCAGGAGGCCAGGAAAUCCUUCUUCUCAGGACACGCAUCUUUUUCAAUGUUCACCAUGCUCUAUCUGGCUUUCUAUCUUCAGUCCAGGUUUACAUGGCGCGGCGCUCGCCUCCUCCGCCCGCUGCUCCAGUUCACCAUGCUGAUGAUGGCGUUUUACACCGGCCUAUCACGUGUCUCUGACCACAAGCAUCACCCGACCGAUGUCCUUGCAGGCUUUGUGCAGGGAGCCCUGGUGGCCUACUGCAUAGUGUUCUACGUGUCAGAUCUGUUCAAGCCCCGGGUGAAGCCGGCCACGCCCCCACCCUCCCCGAUCAAGAAGGAGCUGCUGCCUUCGUCCGACAUCAUCGAGAGGAACAACCACCACAACAUGGUGUGAGAGAAGCCACGUCUCUUUCCUGUGACCGAGGAGCCAAUCACAGUGCUGCUCGUCUCCCAUCGGACAGUAGAAUGUAGCGACGAGAGACUGUAGCUGCUUCUCAAAUGGCAUCCUCCUCCUCCUCCUCCUCCCCCCCCUUUUGAAGUACCUUGCCAGUCGCCUUGUGGGCUAGGGUGUCAGAUUUGAGAAUUGCACAGCAGAGACCACUCUCACUUUUCAGACUUUUUAUUGUUUUUAUUUACUAUUUUACGUUAACUACUAAUCAACAUGUGAGCCCAUUGUUUUGAGCACAAACACAAACGAAUUGGAAGGUUAGACGACAAAAUGAAUUCAUGAUUUGAUUACUUGACAGGCAGAGUUGAGGGUGCGGAGGUUUGACAGAGGUGGAACCACACAAAGGGAUAAACCCUUGUGAAGAAAACAAAGAAAACAGACAAAAUGAAGAAAAAAAAAGACAAACCCCUGCCUAUAGGGAGGGGAGGGAGUCUCAGUGAUGCCUCCUCUCGGAACUCUCUGUGGCCUUGGAACACCAUAGGACAACAACUUCCUUAGCUACGGGAAGGAUAUUACUGCAAUAAAUAGCAGCAUAGACAUAUUUACAUUAUAGAGAAGUAUAACUUAUAGCACUGUUUUAACGUCUGUUGUCCAUUAUCACCACUUGCUGCCUGUGAUGUCCGACUGAAAGAAAGUUUGAUGAUGCUGAUGUCCACGAGACAGAAAUACUGACCCCUAGAACCAGAGCUUGGAUCGAUCAUCUCAUGAGACGUCAUACCCAGAUAAAGUUAGCACAGCAUGGCUUCAAUAACAGUGAAUGUUUUCCUGUAGGCUCCUGCAAGCGUCAUACACUUGUGUUUUAAGGCCUUUAUAACAUAUUUCAGGGCAGGUCUUUGGGUGUCUCAUGUACUUCUCUCUCCAGAUUCAGCACGUCAAGGUUUUCUUUGCAGUGGACUGUCAGUGCAGCCUAAACCCGGGAUGUUGCAUUUCUUGAGGGUUAGAUGUAGUAAAGCAGGGACAAGUUCUGUGGAAGGAGGGAGACAGAUGCCACAACCCUCCCAGCCUCAGCACCUGUACAGGAGGCGUGGCUGUGCCAUGCCAGUCUCUCGUGCUGGGGCCAUCUGUUUAUCUUCCUUCACAGGGUAGAGAAUGGGUGGGCAGGGUGAAGGGGCGUGGUCUGUCGCCUUGGCAGAGGGUGAUGAUUUACAGCUAAGCUGGCACAUUAUUUCGGGAUGAUUGAGCCUCUUUCUGCUGGCAGGGAGGGGCUUCUCACCCACCCAAUCACUCAUUGGCAAUAGAUGUUUUUUGUGGGUGUGUGUGUGUGUGUGUGUGUGUGUGUGUUAUCUGUACACACACACACACUGUGUGUUACACUUGUGCUUGUACAUGGACAUUGUGUGUUUAAAUAUGUAUGAGCGCUGCGCCCUGUGAAAAGAACCCUCUUGAUGAACUGUGUGUCAAAUGAAGCACACACUGUCAGCUGUGCCAUGUGUGUGUGUUUUUGUGUGUGUGUGUGUGUGUGUGUGUGUCAGAGAGUGAGAGAGCAGGUGAAUGUGUCAGAAACUGUGGAAUUAAUAUUUUUAUUCUCUGCUAAAAGAAAAAAACGAAACAAAAAAACAUCUUUGACCUUGUAUGUUUAUAGCCAUGUUAUGUAUAAUCACUAUCAGUUGUACAGAACCACAACCACAAGCCCUUGUUUAUUUUCCGGCUUCUCAAGAACCCUCCUCCAAAAAGACACUCCGCCAUGUUGCACAUCUUUCUCGCCGUAUAGUCCGUCCUAUCAUUUCACAAAGCCGUUUUGACUCUCGCUCUCUCUUUUUUUUUAUAAAUAUAUAAAUAAUGUAUAGAUUACUAAAAUUAACUUGUAAGAUAUUUGUUAAACAUGUUUAGAUAUAUCCACUAUGAUUACAGACCUGUGUUCUUUAUGAAAAUGCUGCUUAAAAAGCAUCGAUUGACAGAUUUUUGUAUCUAGGUAACUGAACUAUUGUAGAGUGUUAUAGUUACAUUUGUAAUAUGCAUUCACAAAAAGUACAUCCACAAUUGUGUAUUAAAAUUCAAUAUUAGUAUUUUUGUAUUGUCCUGUGCUUUUGUACAAAAGAAAUUGAAGCAAUGCUGUUUUUCUUUUCUGCAAAAUGUACUAAGCUGUAAUACAUGUGCUUUUAAAUAAAAAAGCUCAUUAUGAACACA